Messenger RNA from Drosophila virilis, 4577 nucleotides. It is a transcript of the gene dlg1, whose product is annotated as discs large 1. Gene Ontology annotation, molecular function: kinase binding. The record is from RefSeq and is a predicted model, not a curated record. Gene Ontology annotation, biological process: chemical synaptic transmission; receptor localization to synapse; receptor clustering. Lineage: Eukaryota; Metazoa; Arthropoda; Insecta; Diptera; Drosophilidae. Gene Ontology annotation, cellular component: basolateral plasma membrane; neuromuscular junction; postsynaptic density membrane.
UUGCUGCCGGUUGCUGUGUAGUCUAGUGUUUAGUGUAGUCCAGUGUAAUUGGGUUAUAUACGAAAAAUGGACUCGGACACGGAUUCGGACCGGGAGAAGAGCAGCGAUCCAAAUGAGGAGCUACUCAGCAGCGAUGAUAAAACCUUUCACGAUGACGACGACGAGGAUGAGGACGAGGACGAGGACGAGGACUCAUCGGCAGUUGAUGAUGUUGACAACUUAGAUACGGUCGAUCCAAUUAAGCAAAUCGAUGCAGAACAAGCACAAUCCACAGCAGACCAACUGCUGGUGGUGCUCAUGCAAACAGAAGCCAUAGAAAUGCAACUGCAGCAAAUCGAUGUCGAGCUGGAUGUAAAUGUGGCUGCCAAAUCAGUGGCAGCAGCCAGCACAGCUCCAGAGCCGCCGGUUGCCGACCACGAAGUGGUCGGGGAGCCAGUUGGCAACCAGCGCCGGGUGCCGACCGAGCCGCUUGUUGCCAAGUGCAGCGAGAGCGUGCGCGAAUCUGUCGAAUGCUUUUACUCGGCACAGGAUCUGCUCGAAUAUGGGCAUAUGCUGGCAUCCACGGCGGAGCAGCGCACGCCGGACGUCGAGUCCGGCUAUUUUGACAAGUCGGAGAGCGAUGAUGUUUCGCGCGAAGAGUUUGAGGCGCAAUCGUGCAGCCUGCGCCGACCCAGAGGCCCACAAACGCUGCCCAUCCUCUCCAGCCAAGCGCUGGCAUCCACCGCCAGCAGCAGCAGCUCGGAGAGUCUACGCAUUGAGCUGAGCCGCUUUUGUAGCUCCAUUGAGACGUUCGAGCUGCAGCAGCAGCAACAACAACAAGAACAACAACCGCAGGAGAUCUCACUGCCGGCAGAGGUGCCUGCAGCUGGUGGGGAUUUGACAACGGACGAACGAUUCCUUGAUACACAAAGUGAGACAUAUGUUAUGCAGGUGUUUGGUCUAGAAGCUCAUCGAGCCCUUGAACUGCUCGAGGAUUAUCACGCACGUCUGUCGGAGCCACAGGAUCGAGCUCUGCGUAUCGCAAUCGAACGGGUCAUCCGCAUUUUUAAGUCUCGCCUAUUUCAAGCGCUGCUCGAUAUACAAGAAUUCUAUGAAUUAACAUUAUUGGAUGACUCGAAGAGCAUACAACAAAAGACCGCCGAAACAUUGCAAAUUGCAACCAAGUGGGAGAAGGAUGGACAGGCCACAAAGAUAGCCGAUUUUAUAAAAACUACCAAUCUAAAUCGCAAUUGCGUCUAUGAAAUUAACAACGAUGCCACAAAUCCCAAUCCAAGUUCAAAUCUUAAUCAAAACGCGAACGCAAACGUGGCCGCGCAUGCCGAGGCCUUGAGCAGAACAUUUAAAAAUGAAUUGGAAGAGAUUUUGAACCAACGCAUGCGCAUUGAGUCUGAUUACGAGAAUGCCAAAGAUGCCACAGCCGAUGAUGCGGCCAUUCAACAGGUGCGCAACUCGCGCUCACCACAGCAGCAGCAGCAGCAACAGGUGGUUCAGCAGUUGCAGCAACAGCAACAGCAGCAGCAACAGCAGCAGCAACAGCAGCAGCAUCUAGCGCAAUCACAGCCCACGACAGCCAGAAGCGGGACUCAGAUACUACACAAGGCAUCCUCGACGAAGGUGAAUGGCGAUGAUAGCUGGUAUUAUGAGGACAUACAGCUGGAGCGUGGCAAUUCCGGCUUGGGCUUCUCGAUUGCCGGCGGCACCGACAAUCCCCAUAUUGGCACCGACACCUCGAUAUAUAUCACAAAGCUGAUACCGGGCGGCGCCGCAGCUGCCGAUGGACGUCUGAGCAUUAACGACAUCAUCGUAUCGGUCAACGAUGUCUCCGUUGUGGAUGUGCCGCAUGCCUCCGCUGUGGAUGCUCUCAAGAAGGCCGGCAACAUCGUAAAGCUGCAUGUGAAACGGAAACGUGUCGCAAGUGCAACAGCUGCCGCACCCACAACAGCCGAUGUCCAAGACAGCGUCAGCGGAACGGCGGUCUCCGCUUCGGCUUCGGCGUCGGCGUCGGCACCGGCGGGACCAAAGGUGAUCGAAAUUGAUUUGGUCAAGGGCGGCAAAGGUCUGGGCUUCUCAAUUGCCGGCGGCAUUGGCAAUCAGCAUAUACCGGGCGACAAUGGCAUCUAUGUGACCAAACUUAUGGAUGGCGGUGCGGCCCAAGUGGACGGGCGCCUCUCCAUUGGCGACAAGCUAAUAGCGGUUCGCACUAACGGCAGCGAAAAGAAUUUGGAGAAUGUCACGCAUGAAUUGGCUGUGGGCACACUCAAGUCCAUCACCGAUAAGGUGACACUGAUUGUGGGCAAAACGCAGCAUUUAACGAGCAGUGCCUCACAGUCGGGCAGUGCACAGCUUGGCCAGCAGUCGCAGGCGCAUUCACAGUCGCAAACCCAAUUGGCAGCUGCCACACGACAGCAGCAGCAGCAGCAGCAACAGCAGCCGGCUAAUUCGGAAUCUGCAGAGCCCGGCUCAAGGUACGCAUCGACUAAUGUCCUGGCGGCCGUGCCACCGGGCACACCGCGCGCUGUCAGCACAGAGGAUAUAACCAGAGAACCACGCACCAUUACCAUACAAAAGGGACCACAAGGUCUGGGCUUCAAUAUAGUCGGCGGCGAGGAUGGCCAGGGUAUUUAUGUAUCAUUCAUAUUGGCCGGCGGUCCGGCGGAUCUUGGCUCCGAGCUGAAGCGCGGCGAUCAGCUGCUCAGUGUGAACAAUGUCAAUUUGACGCAUGCCACACACGAGGAAGCGGCUCAGGCAUUAAAAACAUCUGGCGGCGUAGUCACAUUGGUUGCACAAUAUCGGCCAGAGGAUUACAAUCGAUUCGAGGCACGCAUUCAGGAGCUGAAGCAACAGGCGGCGCUUAGCGCCGGCGGCUCUGGCACCCUGCUCCGCACCACACAGAAGCGUUCGCUAUAUGUACGCGCCCUCUUCGACUAUGAUCCAAAUCGCGAUGAUGGCCUGCCGUCGCGCGGCCUGCCCUUUAAGCAUGGAGACAUACUGCAUGUGACCAAUGCCUCCGACGAUGAGUGGUGGCAGGCACGACGCGUGCUUGGCGACAAUGAGGACGAACAAAUCGGUAUUGUGCCAUCGAAGCGGCGCUGGGAGCGUAAAAUGCGUGCACGUGAUCGCAGCGUCAAGUUCCAGGGACAUGCGGCGGCUAACAACAAUCUAGAUAAGCAAUCAACUUUGGAUCGCAAAAAGAAGAAUUUUACAUUCUCACGCAAGUUCCCAUUCAUGAAGAGUCGCGAUGAGAAGAACGAAGAUGGCAGCGACCAAGAGCCAAACGGAUUUGUAAACAGCAACAGUGAAAUCGAUGUUAACAAUGUUAACAACAAUCAAGCAAAUGAGCCGCAGCCUUUUAUGCUUUGCUACACACAAGACGAUGCCAACGCUGAAGGAGGCGAGAUUAUCUACAGAGUGGAAUUACCCGAUAUGGAGCAGAUAACUUUAAUCUACUUGGAGAAUAAUGAUGCUGACUAUCCUUCCGAGGAGAACGUGCUGUCCUAUGAGGCCGUGCAGCGUUUAUCCAUUAGCUAUACACGUCCCGUUAUAAUAUUGGGACCACUUAAGGAUCGUAUCAAUGACGAUUUAAUAUCUGAAUACCCGGACAAAUUCGGCUCAUGUGUGCCACAUACCACACGGCCGAAACGCGAAUAUGAGGUAGAUGGUCGGGACUAUCAUUUUGUGUCAUCGCGCGAACAAAUGGAGCGUGAUAUACAGAACCAUCUGUUCAUCGAAGCCGGCCAAUACAAUGACAAUUUGUAUGGCACAUCGGUGGCCAGCGUGCGCGAGGUGGCCGAAAGGGGCAAACACUGCAUACUGGAUGUUUCGGGCAAUGCAAUUAAGCGCUUGCAGGUUGCGCAACUCUAUCCGGUUGCUGUUUUCAUAAAGCCCAAGUCUGUGGACUCUGUGAUGGAAAUGAACCGUCGCAUGACCGAGGAGCAGGCAAAGAAAACAUAUGAGCGCGCUAUUAAAAUGGAGCAAGAAUUCGGCGAAUACUUUACGGGCGUUGUACAAGGCGAUACAAUCGAGGAAAUAUAUAGCAAAGUCAAAUCAAUGAUUUGGUCGCAAUCGGGACCAACUAUUUGGGUACCAUCGAAGGAAUCUCUAUGACCAACAGCCACAACAACAUGGACACUGCCGCCUCGAGUACGUUGUCGACCUGUCUCGAGAACACCAACAACAACAGCAGCAACAACAGCAGCAGCAGCAACAACAGCAGCAGCAGCAACAGCAGCAACAACAACAAAUCAGCCGCAACAAAAAACGUCACAUUGAUGCAACAACACAACGACAAUGCAAACAUCAACAACAGCAACAGCAACAACAUCAACAUCAGCAGCAGCAACAAUGCGCAGCAGUCAAAUCGAUGUUGUUCAUGAUUAGAUUGGUUAUUGUUUUUUCUUUAUAAACAAUUAACAUUUGCCGGCGCAGUUCAAUACGAGCCCAAAUCAAGAAAACACACUAAAACAAGAUUCUUGGCUAUUAGCUCUUAGCUCUCUUGCUGUGAGGACAAACUGUUCAAACUGAAGCGGCGGCUGUUUAGUUUAAGUUAGAACAAAAUUGAUAAAAAAAAAAAAAAAAAA